GCCUGCGACACCGUCAAGCUGCGACGAGCCCCACACCUGUCAACGUCGCGCAUGCAGUCCGCCGCCCUUUCUUGCCAGAAGACACUCGCAACACAUUGAGCGCCUUGCUGCGACUCUGCAGCGCCUGGCACCUUCGAGACUCCUCUGCAUCUUCCCGGCGCUGGUAGCCGUGCCCCGCGAAGAUGGUGUCCAUGAUCGAUGUCCAGCGAGAGCUGAUCCUCAACACCAUCCGCCAGAUGACCCGCGGCGACUGGAAGGUCCUCAUUGUCGACGAAGACUCGAAGAAGCUCAUAGACAACGUCGUCAAGGAAGAUGACAUCCUCAACUCCAACAUCACCAACAUCGAGCGUCUCGAGGAGCGCCGCGAAACACAGCGCGACAUGGACGCCAUUUACAUCCUCACGCCCAAGCCACACAUCGUCGACUGCGUCAUGGCCGAGCUCGACGUACGGCGAUAUCGUGGUCUCUUUCUGGUGUGGACGACAUUGCUCCCACCGUCGCUGAAAGAGCGCAUCGAUCGUUCGCAGAUGGCACGCGAGCAAAUCAGGGCGUUCAGGACGGUGCACCUCGACUACCACCCCCAGGAAUCGCAUCUUGUCACUUUCAGGGACCCCUGGAGUUUCCCAACGCUCUUUCACCCAGAGUGCAACAACCUGGUUGUGCGGCACAUGGAGGAGAUGGCCGAAAAGAUCAUUGGUGUUUGCGUCGCGCUGGGCGAGUAUCCCAUCAUUCGAUACUACCGACCACGGGCUCCCACACACGAGGCUAGCGUCCUCUGCUCACACCUCGCCCGCUUCGUACAGGACAAGCUGGACAUGUACGCUCAAUUCAACCAGGACUUCCCUCCGCAAUCGAACCGCCCACGUGGCGCUCUCUACAUCACAGAUCGAUCCAUGGACCUGUACGCUCCGUUCUUGCACGAGUUCACGUACCAAGCUAUGGCACUGGACCUGUUACCCAUCAACGACACAGACAAGAUUACCUACCGGGCUCUGGUGAAUGAGGAUGAUCCUGGCGCGGAAGAGAAAGAGAUGGAGAUCAGCGACAAGGACAAGAUCUGGGUUGAGAACCGUCAUCGCCACAUGAAGGAUACAUUGGGUAAGCUUAUUAGCGACUUCCAAAAGUUCAUUGCGGACAACCCGAACUUCACGAACCAGGACGCACAGAACGCAGCAGGCAUGAACGGGUUGAAUGCGAUCAAAGAUAUGAUCGCUGGCUUGCCGCAAUUCCAAGAGAUGAAAGAGUCGUACACGCUGCAUCUAGGCAUGGCGGAGAAGUGCAUGGACAUUUUCCAAAAACACAAGCUACCAGAUCUGGCGUCCGUUGAGCAGUGCCUAGCUACUGGACUGGAUGAAGACUACCGCAAGGCCAAGAACAUGGCCGAUCAGGUCGUGCGGACAUUAGACGACGAGGCAGUAACACCAGCCGAUCGACUGCGCCUGAUCGCCCUCUACGUCCUGUUCCGAGACGGCGUACUGCCAGCAGACCUGCAGAAGCUUAUUUUCCACGCCCAGCUACCUCCUCCAGACAUGGAAGUCGUUCGCAACCUCGACCUCCUUGGAGCGCGAGUAGCGAGGCAACUGAAGGAGAAGCGCGACGCUCCACCACCUCUCUUUCCCCGCAACGCCGUGCCACCGCCGAACGCAGAAGAGUAUGGCUUGUCAAGAUUCACGCCGGCGCUGCAGGAUAUGCUUGAGGCGCAUGUCCGAGGAUCGCUACCUCAGGAUAUCUUUCCGUUCACGAAGGCGGCGCCUGAAGACAUGAACACGCACGAAAGCGCGCAAGCCUCAUCUCUUCGCUCGGCAAAACCUACCUGGGCGAAAUCGCGACUGGCAAGCGUGGAGCCACGACAGCGUGUCAUAGUGUUCAUGGCCGGCGGCGCAACCUACUCCGAGUCGCGAGCCUGCUACGACGUCUCCGAGAAGACGUCGAGGGAUGUCUUCCUCGUCACAUCCCACAUGAUGAAGCCACAACUCUUCCUGCGCCAAGUCGGCGACCUCAGCCAACGCCGUGAUCGACUUCGACUACCCGUCGACGGGCCGCAACCGACAGCACCCAAGCAUCUGUUCGAGAAGCCGGAACCGCCGAAGCCAGCAGCUCCACCAGCGAGCUCAAAGCCUAUGCCACAGGGCCUGCCUUCAGGGCCACGAGCCAGUGGGCCACGACCAGGUGCGCCGCAGCCACCAACUGCAGCGAUGGGUCAGAUGAACCUGAACGCCCAAAGACCGCCAGCGCAAAGCCCUGCGCCACCUUCAAGUAGUGGGAAAUAUGGCAGAGAAGAGAAGGACAAGGAUAAGAAGAAAAAGAAGCACCACUUCUUCUCGUCGAAACACUAGGGGCGUUGACGACUCUGUAGUGGAUGCGUUUGGCUCGAUGUUGAUUUACUUGUUUUGCAUCAGCAUGGCAUGGCGUUGUAUAGGAUACCCAUGCGGUUUCCAGGUUUGAGCAUGGCGUAGCAUAGACAGCAGGUUCUGGCAAUAUCGAAC
Molecule: messenger RNA, 2486 nt
Organism: Macroventuria anomochaeta
Lineage: Eukaryota; Fungi; Ascomycota; Dothideomycetes; Pleosporales; Didymellaceae
Product: Sec1-like protein
Exons: 4
Coding region: 183-2336 (717 amino acids)
Biological process (GO): intracellular protein transport; vesicle-mediated transport
Cellular component (GO): plasma membrane; secretory granule
Molecular function (GO): syntaxin binding
Source: RefSeq, a predicted model, not a curated record